AUGGAUAAACUCCGGCAUGAAAGUCCCCAUGUGGAGAGGCCAUGCUGGGUGAGGAGUUGUGUUCAAGGCCUGCUGGUGAAAGGCCUGGUGAAAGCGCAGACAGGAUGUGUGGUGCAGGACAACCCUGUAAGCCCAGCGCAGGUCAUCCACUGCUCUGCUCUCAUAGGCUCUGGGAUACCUGACUCCAGCUGCAGCAGCCUGGACUCGGAGGAACCCUUCUGCCGGAUCUGUCAUGAAGGCACGAACGCAGGAUACCUUGUACUGCCAUGUGAGUGUGCUGGGUCGCUCGCCACGGUGCACCGCGCGUGUCUGGAGCGCUGGCUCAGCGCCUCACGCACCAGCCGCUGUGAGCUCUGCCACUUCGAGCUCACGCUGGAGCACCUGCCAAAGCCACUGACUGAGUGGCUGACUGCACCGGCUAUGCAGCGCCAGAGGAGGGCGUUGUGCGGUGAUGCGCUCCGUUUCCUGAUCAUAACUCCGCUGGCCAGCCUGUCUGGAUGGCUGUGCGCGAAAGGAGCCUUGGAGCUCUACGACAGCAGCAGCGCGGAGGCUUUUGGACUCCUGGUGCUCACACUGGCCCUCUUCACCAUCUACCUCUUCUGAGUGUCCCUGCGCUACCACGUCCACCUGUACAGGGUGUGGCAGGCGAGCAACCCCAGAGUGAGGCUGCAUAUUCCCCAGCCAGGGCAGGUGCCACGCCAGUGCCCCAGCCAAGAGCAAGGACACGGUGGUGUAAGCUCUGCCUCCACCGCUGCGAGGAGGCUGCACCUCACCUUCCUGUGA
Molecule: messenger RNA, 783 nt
Organism: Electrophorus electricus (electric eel)
Lineage: Eukaryota; Metazoa; Chordata; Actinopteri; Gymnotiformes; Gymnotidae
Source: RefSeq, a predicted model, not a curated record